This is a messenger RNA of Hypanus sabinus (Atlantic stingray), 2647 nucleotides long. Its product is annotated as glycylpeptide N-tetradecanoyltransferase 1-like. Lineage: Eukaryota; Metazoa; Chordata; Chondrichthyes; Myliobatiformes; Dasyatidae. Gene Ontology annotation, molecular function: glycylpeptide N-tetradecanoyltransferase activity. The record is from RefSeq and is a predicted model, not a curated record. Gene Ontology annotation, biological process: N-terminal peptidyl-glycine N-myristoylation. The transcript is spliced from 12 exons. The coding region runs from base 48 to 1496 and encodes 482 amino acids. Gene Ontology annotation, cellular component: cytoplasm.
ACCAAUAGAGACCGACUUUGUUGCGUGAUUCGCUUUCCUCCUGAAUCAUGGCAGACGAUGAUGAGACAGCAACAAAAGAAGCUGAAGAGCACGAUGUAUGCGGCAGCGAUUGUGAGAAUGAAGAGGACGAUGCACAUAGCAAAGAAAAGAUCCCAGGGGAUGAGAUGGGAGCAAAGAAGAAGAAAAGGAAACCAAAGCGGAAGAAGGAAAAAGGUGGGAAGCUAGACUCGGACGAUCAUUCAAAGGCUAACUCGUUGCCAGCCGAGAAGCUCCAAGAGAUCCAGAAGGCCAUUGAACUGUUUUCUGUUGGUCAAGGUCCAGCAAAGAGUAUGGAGGAGGCAACCAAACGCAGUUACCAGUUCUGGGAUACCCAGCCAGUGCCAAAACUUGGUGAAGUAGUGACUGUGCAUGGCCCUAUUGAGCCAGACAAGGCUAAUAUUCGACAAGAGCCCUACAGUCUACCACAAGGGUUUCUGUGGGAUGCCCUAGAUCUUGGGAAUGCUGAAGUGCUGAAAGAGCUGUACACAUUGCUGAAUGAGAACUAUGUGGAGGAUGAUGACAACAUGUUUAGGUUUGAUUACUCGCCUGAAUUCUUAUUGUGGGCUCUGCGUCCUCCUGGUUGGUUACUCCAGUGGCACUGUGGAGUACGUGUUGUCUCCAACAAAAAAUUAGUGGGCUUUAUCAGUGCCAUUCCAGCUAAUAUUCAGAUUUACGAUCACCAAAAGAAGAUGGUGGAAAUUAACUUCCUGUGUGUGCAUAAAAAGCUACGAGCUAAACGGGUGGCUCCAGUCUUGAUCCGGGAGAUCACCAGGAGAGUCAACCUUGAGGGCAGCUAUCAGGCUGUGUACACUGCAGGCGUGGUGUUACCUAAACCCGUAGGCACUUGCAGAUACUGGCAUAGAUCACUGAACCCACGCAAACUAGUUGAGGUGAAAUUCUCUCAUCUGAGCAGAAACAUGACUAUGCAACGAACAAUGAAACUAUAUAGACUACCAGAGACACCAAAAACACCUGGUCUGAGGCCGAUGGUACGCAAGGAUGUGAAGAGUGUGUGCAGACUGUUGAGAGAAUAUUUGAAGCAAUUCUAUCUGACUCCAAUAAUGAAUGAAGAGGAGGUCGCUCACUGGUUCUUGCCUCAGGAAAAUAUUAUAGAAACUUAUGUGGUUGAGAGCCCUGAAGGAGAAUUGACAGACUUCAUCAGUUUUUACACUCUUCCUUCCACCAUCAUGCACCAUCCUGUUCACAAGAGCCUGAAAGCUGCUUACUCUUUUUAUAAUGUCCAUACCAAGACUCCUCUUGUUGACCUCAUGAACGAUGGCCUCAUCCUUGCAAAGUCGAAAGGUUUUGAUGUUUUCAAUGCACUGGAUCUAAUGGAAAAUAAGACCUUCCUAGAAAAGCUGAAAUUUGGAAUUGGAGACGGCAACUUGCAGUAUUAUCUGUACAAUUGGAAGUGCCCCAGUAUGGCUCCUGAAAAGGUUGGGCUCGUGCUGCAGUAGAGUUGCUAAAAAUGGAGCUGGGAUGAGCCACCAAUCAGCCAUAUCAGAAAUGCAUUCUGGCCUGACACUGCUGAACCUGGAAGCUCAUGAGGAAUGGGAAGGAAUGAAGCCCAUGGCUUACAGAUUAUAGUGUCCUACAUACUCAUUAUUCUGCCCAACUCUGUCAAAAUCAUUUAUGCAUUAAACAUGAUUUUAAUAAAUGGAUUAGAACCAGUCAAAUUGGAAAAGGCGAUGUCAAGCGUGUCCAAAGAUUGAAGCAGUGUUUUAUAUCUCUGAGCUUUGACCAAGAUAUCCCUCACCCAAAAAUGCCACAUUGACAAAAGCAGGUCUAAUUUCUUAAUAUUGUUAGCCGGGUAAUUAUCAGUGGAUGAUUGUCUUUUCACGGAGCCUUUGGAUGAUCUCAUUUAUGGAGCAUGCUUUGAACAAUCUUGAGCAGCAGUUCCAGUGCAGAGGUCCUGCUGGAAUACAGAUGGGGGGUUUUCCAGAUUUUAAGAGCUUUGGGGUUCUAUGAAACUGCAUAUUACCAAAAUGUAUCGUCUUCACACACCUUUAAUGUAUGUUUGAGAGAGGCUACCAAGUUAAACACGGGAAGAGUAAUUUGCAGUGUUGAAAGGGGGUUGAACCUUGUAUUAGGCUUUGGACUAAUAUGCAAACAUACAACAGUGAAAACUAUUGUUUAGCUUAGGAAAUAAAAUGUUUCCAACAUCUAGAAGUCAGCAAUGUAGUUAAGAAUGGGGUAUUCCUUCCAAGGUGUAAUACUGUAUUUUUCCCUUCUCAUUUUGCUGUCUUUCUCUUUCUACACACUCUUAACUUAGUGUAUAUGCAGCUUUCCUGACUUUAAAGUUUUGAAGUGAAAGAUCUAAAUUGAUAAGCUGUGUAAAGUACCCUGUACAAUUGAAAAGACUAUCUGUACUAUCACUGUAUUGUAGAGAACUUGUUUUUGAAAUAUGAAUCUGGUUCACAAUUGACAGUUUAAUGAUCAUUAGAGCUUGGCCAAUGAAUGAGAAGUACAGGUAUCUUAAUGGUACCAUUUGUUUCUAAAGUGCAUUCUUUUAAUGUAUUCCAAAGAUCUAAAUUAUCUUGGCCCUUUCAACUACUUGAAGUAACUCAAUUUUUGGAUGAUUUUCUAUUUUAAUUUGAUUGUAAAUCAU